AUGGUUGCUUUCCUGCGACCCUUGCAAAAGAGUAAGUCCAAGUUUCAAUUUUUACUCUCAAAAGGUGUUUCUAGCUCUACAAUUGUUGACAUAGUGAGUAAGUCCCCUGCAAUACUGAGUCGAAGCCUGGAGAAUACUAUAGUCCCAAGCUAUGAUUUGGUAUUUAGAUUCUUGAAAUCUGAUGACCACACUAUUUCUUGUUUGUUUGGUAAUUGCAUUUUCUAUGGCAGAAGAGAUUACAUCGAGCGCAACAUCAGAGUUUUGCUUGAUAAUGGAGUGGGAGAAACAAACAUUGCAAGAUUGCUUCGGAACCGUUGUAGGGCGGUUUUCACCUCUGAUAUUCUUAAGGUGGUGGAGGAAGUAAAGGAUCUGGGGUUUGAUCCUUCAAAAUCACCUUUUGUUACAGCAUUGCUUGCCCUAAAAAGUAUGAGUCAAACCUCGUGGAAGGAGAAAGUUGGCGUCUAUAAGAAAUGGGGUUGGUCCGAUGAAGCCUGUCUUGAAGCAUUUAGGAGGCGCCCUCACUGUAUGUUGGCAUCCAUUGACAAAAUAAAUACUGUGAUGAACUUUUGGGUCAAUCAGUUGGGCUGGGAUUCUUUGGACCUUGUCCGAUCUCCCAAGAUUCUUGGGUUGAGUAUGGAAAAAACAAUCAUUCCAAGGGCUCUUGUUGUCCAGUAUUUAGUCGCGAAAGGCUUGAGGAAAAAGAGUGCCUGCUUUCAUAUCCCAUUUGCUGUUUCCAAAAAGGCGUUUAUGGAAAAGUAUGUGAUAUGUUAUAAGGAGGACGCACAUCAACUAUUAAAGCUGUACCAGGAAAAAAAUAGUGUUCAAGGAAAAAAUGAGGAUUGUGCAGCAUCUGGCAGUUAUCAAGUGGUUAACUCAUGA
Messenger RNA from Glycine soja, 879 nucleotides. RefSeq lists its product as uncharacterized. The transcript has a single exon. The coding region runs from base 1 to 879 and encodes 292 amino acids. Gene Ontology annotation, molecular function: double-stranded DNA binding. Gene Ontology annotation, cellular component: chloroplast. NCBI's taxonomy places the organism in Eukaryota, Viridiplantae, Streptophyta, Magnoliopsida, Fabales, Fabaceae. Gene Ontology annotation, biological process: regulation of DNA-templated transcription; chloroplast organization. The record is from RefSeq and is a predicted model, not a curated record.